This is a messenger RNA of Elaeis guineensis (African oil palm), 2492 nucleotides long. RefSeq lists its product as uncharacterized. NCBI's taxonomy places the organism in Eukaryota, Viridiplantae, Streptophyta, Magnoliopsida, Arecales, Arecaceae. Gene Ontology annotation, biological process: response to wounding; regulation of jasmonic acid mediated signaling pathway; regulation of defense response. Gene Ontology annotation, cellular component: nucleus. The record is from RefSeq and is a predicted model, not a curated record.
AAACCCCCAACCUUCGCCCCUUCCAUCCUCCUUUCUCUCUCGUGCUCUGAUUUUUUUUCCCCUCUUGCUCUGCUUCGAAUGCUACUACAAAACAGAGCAACCCGUAGAAAAACAAAGGGAAACUCCAAGGGAACGCCAACGGUACACGAAGCAUUUCCCUAAAGAAAAAGAAGAGAAAGAAAAGGAGAACCAAAGAUCCCACCUUUUACUCUCUUUAAUGCCUUCAAGUCUCUGAAACAAAACCCUCUCCUCCCCCCCUCCUCUCUCUCUCUCUGUCUCGCUUCGUCGCUCGCUUUAUCUUUGUGGGAAUUCGAGCUCUGCUUCGGGCGCAGUGACAAUGGGAUGAGGAGGAGGAGGCGGUGCUUUUCGUCCUGAGGAAAUGGGAGAGCUUUAAAGGAGGGGAAAGAGGAAGGAUAAUGGUGGUUGCGAUGAUGGGAGGGGAUGACAAGAAGCGCACCUUUCACGACUUCUUGGGCAUGAGCUGCGGGGAAUCCACCCCGCCCGCUCCUGCGUGGGCGCAGUCCGGGGAAAAGACGGCCACCGCGGAGGCGGCGCCGGAGGCAUCGGCGUCGGUGGGAGUCUCGUCGGUCGGGCAUGGCCUUGCGUCGGGGAGUUCCGAUCUCGGUUCCGAGAGGCAGGGAGGGAACAAUUCUGAGGAUUUUCACUUUCAUGGUAGGAAGAAUGCUAUGUCAGGGCUUGAGAUAUGUAACACAUUAUCAGGAAGAAAGAGGAGCAAUUCAGAUUCAGCCUACAUGGGUUUAGUAAGAAAUAGGAUGCUUCCUGUGGGCUCAGAUUCCCUUGAAAGCUCACAUCUGAUGAAAGCACCACAAGCCCAUACUCCUGUACCUAUGUCUGGAAAAGAGGUGGGAAGUGAAGGACUUGGAAGAUCACAUAAUGAAAUGAUGAUUUCAAUGCAACCACCAAGGCCGACUUCUCUUAUAUUACAUCCUCCAGUUAGCCGUAGACCCGAUUCACUAAUUCCCAAGUGGGAACGGUCUAUGCCUGCAAGUCCUGGGCAGAUGGUGCAUUACCCUUUACGCUUUGCCCAAGGUGGAACAAAUAUAGACAAGGUUACAUCAUCAUAUGCAUAUAAGGAUGCUAGUGCUGGUUCUGGUGCUGGUGCUGGUGCCACAAUCAUAUCUCAGCCUGCAGCAGAUGAAGGUUCUAGAACAGGCAUUAAAGACUCUGGAGUUUUGAAUUUCAUCAAUCCUGAUAGUGGAGCUGGUGAGAGAAACUCAAGCGGGGGACCGCCUUGUGGCAAUAGACCUAAGGCUCCCCAAGCCAUAGAACCAGAAUCUUGUAACAUACCCAGACGCCAUAGCACUGCAUCUGCUAGUCGUCAAAUGACUAUAUUCUAUGCUGGCCAAGCACACGUGUUUGACGAUGUCCAUCCGAUUAAGGCAGAUGUGAUAAUGGCUUUGGCUGGAUCAAAUGGAGGUUCAUGGUCAACCACUUACUCCCCUAAGUCUAGUAUCCGACCACCAACUAGUGAAGCUAAAGCACCUAGUGGAGAGAAUAAAAUGCGAACGAACAACUUACCAUUAUCUAUACAUGGAGAUUCUGAUCAUGGGCAUAGCCAGGUUGCACGGAUCCCGGUUACUAAUGAUCUUUCAAGCCUUACGCCUGGGAGUAAUCAAGGUAACCUGUCCGUCAGAGAUGCAAGGUUUAUGCCCCCAGCAUCAGAAUAUAAUGUGGAAGACAGGAGAGAUGCAUGAUAGAGGUUAUGAUCCCCCUUAGAUCCAGUCCUGGUGGCUUUUGGGAAAUCUUAUUUUUGUUCUCAGGUUCUCAUCUUCUGAGGUUAGAGGCACUUGUUAAUUGAGUUUUGGCUAAUCGACUUGACAAGUGACUAAUUAGAAUUAAUUUGUCUAACCAUAGCAAUUAAUGAAAUGAAAAGAAAACAGCAUAAACAUGAGGUCCUAAAUUAAGCAUGGAGGCAUAGAUAUGUGUCAGAGAUGAUGCUCCAUGAGGAGGAAGGCAGCAUGAUGAAUUCACAAUGCUGGCUAAUUAAUUUAACAAGUGACUUGCUUGUUAGCAAAUAAUUUGUUAAUUCAAUUAGCCAACCAUGAAAACUUCAUAAGUACUUUCCUGUUUGCUGCAUUCUCUCCAGGAUACAUCUCCUUUGACAUAUAACCUAUUCCUCCAUGCCCUUCAGUGCCUUAAGUUAAUACUGAUUUUCUUUUCAAUUUGUUAACUGCUGUGAUUCGUCAAAUUAACUUUAGUUAGAUCACAGCACAUCAUUCUUGAAGAAGUACCCCUGAUAUGCAGAGAGAAGUUUGAAAUGGUGCUUCACUGCUUCCAUCUGGAAAUAUGACUUAGUGAUCAAUUUCAGUGCUCCUAGUUCCACCUGUUGCUUAAAUUGUCUGAACAGUUGGUUGUGCAAGUCAUAGUUUCAAAACUGAUGGUGCUUAUAUGGAGUUGGAUGCAAAAGUCAAGAGUCUUAUAACAUUAGCCAUUUUUACAGAUUGUUCAGUUGAUAUGAUUCAGGUUUCUGA